CAAUUUGAAGGAAUGACUGUUUUCCUUCCAAAUGGUCUGGGUAGUAGGGGAGACUACUAGUAGUGACUUACAUGAGACAUGUUGGGACCCAGAUAACGGUUUACUUUUAUAUACAAGUCCAGUUCAAAUUGGCACGGGAACCAAUCAAACCUCCUUCGAAUCAGUGGUAAUGAUUCCAAUUAUAAUAUCACACCCUAUCAUCCACUGGCGGAUGGUCACGAGUGUACUCUUCUUGUUUCUCUGCUCUCUCUUUUGUCAUCCCCCUGUAGGCACGCGACAUGUCAUGCGCCUUCAUAUAGUCAUGCGCUCACAAAGAAGACAUGCGUCUCAGGCAGUUUCUCUCCGGAACGGGAUCAUACAUAUAGCCCAGUUAAUCCUUCGGAAUCAUAUCUGUACUAUCUCCCUCUCCCAACAAAGGCUACAAUCAUGUCCUUCAGAGAGAAAAUCAAAGGCGUAGGUGGCGACGCGUUGUACGAGGUAAAGGCUCGUAUUUUCCAGGAACAACUUGAAGCCAAGAUUCCAGCAAGUCUCAGACUCCCACCAGCCAUUCUUGAGGAUCCACCUCUUGAUGUUACUCACAUCCCUGAGACAUGUGGCUUGCUCACCCCCCAAGAGCUGGCUAUUACCGAGCUAGAUGCAACCGCCGUGUGCCAAAAGAUCGCCGCAGGCCAGCUGACAGCAGUCGAUGCUGUCACUGCCUUUGGAAAGCGCGCAGCUAUCGCCCAUCAGCUCACAGCCUGUCUCAUGGACUUCUUCCUCGAUGAAGGCAUAAAACAAGCGCAGCAGCUGGACGAGUACUUCCGGAAAGAAGGCAAGGGCAUGCUCCCGAUCAAGGGGACAGUUGGAUCUUCAGGCUUCCUCGUGAGCAUCGAGACUUCGACGGAAGACUGCGAUAUGAUAAGAAUUCUGCGUUCACUAGGCGCAGUCUUCUAUGUCAAGACGAAUCAGCCGCAGACUCUGAUGCACCUUGAAUCUAAAUCUACCUAUGGUCGGGUGUUAAACCCCCACAAUACCGACCUUACCGCGGGAGGAUCUUCUGGUGGUGAAUCAGCACUUGUUGCCAUGAAAGGUUCUUGCAUAGGUGUGGGCACCGACGGUGGGGGAUCAAUUCGAUGCCCGUGUGCCCAUUGUGGCAUAUAUGGAUUCCGUCCAUCCUGUCGGACGACGCCCCUCCAUGGGGUCCUGUGGUAUCAACCUGGCCAGGACGGAUUUUAUAGUUCCGUGGGUCCAAUGUGUCGCUCAGCAAGAGACAUGCGACUCUUCCUCGAAGCUGUCCUUGGAGCCAAUCCUGCACUCCAGGACCCAGACGCAUUGCCCGUUCCACUGAAAGUGCCAGACCUGACCCAGAAGAAAUUGCAGUCACUGAAAUGGGCGAAAGCAAAGCUUGAAGCCUCAUCAGAGGUUGAGGUAGGGGACUACACUCCAUAUGACCACGACCGCGGAUACAGCAUAGUUCGCGCGCUCUACUUUGAGGAUGGAGGAGCUACAGUUCGACGCCUUCUGAAGGAGGGUGGAGAAGAGAUGCUCCCUCUGACAGAAUGGGUCAUUAGUCCACCACACGUGAGAGAUCACGAUGCUGCGCAAGUUUGGAAACUGCGUGAUGAACGUGAUAAUUAUCGGAGGGAGUACUCUGAUCACUGGUGGUCCCAAAACGUCGAUGUCGUCUUGUGUCCACCCUUCCCAGGCACAGCCAGCCGUCACGACACUGCUAAAUACUGGGGCUACACGGCCAUCUGGAAUCUGCUGGACUACCCGGGGACAGCUUUCCCGUCAGGUCUCGUCGCUGACCCAGCCAUUGACAUAUAUCAGGAGUCACCCAGCCCGAUGAGCGCGGCAGAUGAGUACAACCUCUCCCUUUAUGAUGCAGCGGCAUUUAAAGGGGCCCCCGUAUCACUGCAGAUCGUGAGCCGCAUAUUUAACGACGGUUUAGUGUUGGCGGCACAGGAAGUAAUUGAACGCAUACUCAAGUCUUAGGCACGUGAGGGGUGUCACAUUCAAUUUAUCCAGCUUUCCGGUACCAACGUUCUUAAACGCAAUAACAACUGAAAUACAUCCUUUCUGCCUUGACGUAUCCAAUAAAUGUAGUCGGAGAGCAACAGAUCAGCAAGAUACAAGCCAGAACUAAUAAGCCUAGUCAGAUGAACUCAAAAUGUAGGGC
Suillus paluster is the source of this 2158-nucleotide messenger RNA. RefSeq names its product amidase signature domain-containing protein. Bases 427 to 1974 code for a protein of 515 amino acids. NCBI's taxonomy places the organism in Eukaryota, Fungi, Basidiomycota, Agaricomycetes, Boletales, Suillaceae. The transcript has 12 exons. The record is from RefSeq and is a predicted model, not a curated record.